Rhizophagus irregularis DAOM 181602=DAOM 197198 is the source of this 1245-nucleotide messenger RNA. RefSeq lists its product as uncharacterized. Gene Ontology annotation, molecular function: phosphatase activity. Gene Ontology annotation, biological process: dephosphorylation. NCBI's taxonomy places the organism in Eukaryota, Fungi, Glomeromycota, Glomeromycetes, Glomerales, Glomeraceae. The record is from RefSeq and is a predicted model, not a curated record.
AUGCCUCCGUCAUACGACGAUGAGAAAAUCCGAUUUUAUUAUCCAGAUCAUUUACAAUUGAAAUUGGUUCAAGUGAUUCAUAGACACGGUGAACGUACGCCAGUUAAACCAUUCCUAGAACAUGUUAUACCCCCAUUGUGGAAUUUAUGUCACGAAGCAAAAGAAUUUCAAUCGAGUAUUUUAUUAUUUCAAGAGGACAAAAAUAAUCAAGAUAAUUUAAAAUUAGGGUACGAGCAAUUUACUUAUAGACGUAUUGACUCUCAUUCUUUUCCCUCUCCCGGAACAUGCGCGUUUGGACAGUUAACAGAUAUUGGGCGUAGGUCAAUGACUGAGUUAGGUGCUCACUUUCGAACAUUAUAUGUAGACAAAUUAAAAUUUUUGGAUGAAAAAUUAUCAAACGAUAAAUUACUUUAUUUACGUUCAACCAACUAUGCAAGAACAUUCGAAUCAUUGCAGCAGCUAGUUAUUGGCGGAUUAUAUCCAUCCCAAUACAGAUCCAAUUCGUACGUUUUAAAAAUUCAUACUAGAGCCUUUUAUAAAGAAACUUUACAUCAAAAUAGUAAAUGUAAGCGCUUAAUGACACUGAUUAAGCAAUUUGGGGAGGCUUCAAAAUUACGUUAUGAAUCCGAUUUAAAAUAUUUAACUACUCAAUUAAAACCUAUUGUAAACGAAGUUAAGCUUGAUUCUAAGCCUUCUUUAAACGAAAUAUUUGAUACUGUAACUGCAGCAAAAGCAAAUAAAAUUCCUAUUCCGAAAGAAUUCACUGAAGAAGUUAUAGAUAAAAUCGAUGAAAUAUCCACUGGUGAAUGGUUUAAUGGAUUUUAUGAAACAUUAGAAAUGAGAAGAUUAGCAAUAGGUCCAUUCAUUGCUGAUUUACGUGAUAUUAUUCUCUCAAAAGUAAACAAUAUACCCGAAGCAGAAGAUUUAAAAUUUGCAAUAUACAGUGGACAUGAUUCAACAUUAGCUCCUUUAAUAGCAACAUUCAAUGCAUUUGAUCAUAGAUGGCCAAAAUUCAAUUCACAUCUUAUAUUAGAAUUAUUUGAAUCCAAGGAAGAAUUUUCUUCUGCUCAAGAUAAUCAUUAUGUUCGUGUAAGAUAUAACGAUAAAAUUUUAGAAUUGCCUGCCUGUCAAAAUGAUGAUAAACAUCACCCUAAAGAUAAAUCUUUAUGUACUCUAAAAGCGUUUUUAACCUUAGUCGAUUCUCACAUUCCAAAAGAUUAUAUUCGGGAAUGUUUAGAUACAUAA